AUGAGCUAUGAUACCAAACGAAUCGACGAAUUUCUCACUCAACUCCGCGAGUUUCCAGUCGACACAGGGUCCAUCUCUGACUCGGAACUCACAUUAUUGUACACAUAUCUCAAGGCCGUACCCGCUAAAGACGGUCGUCUCCAUUGGUUUUGCCAACAUGCCACCUCAACAACAUACCAAGCGGCCUCAUUUCUGAUUCGUCUUCAUGCCUACAAUAGUCCAACAGUUGUUGAAUGGAGAGAGCUUCUACAGCGUUGUUUGAAGAGAUGUGUUGCGUGUGUUGCAGGGCUCCAAAAGGCCAAGGUAGAAUCAAGAACAACUUACUUCGCAGCUUUCGCCCCAGGUAUUGUGCUUAACUUCUUUGCAAGUUUCGAGGAGUGGGAAACGUCGCAUGUCAUUGAAAGUAUCCCGGACAACUCACUCGCGACUUCCCCCGCUCUUUGUUACCACAUAAUGUCCAACCUAGCUGUGUUAGCCGACCCUCGAAUUACAACCAUUCUGCGCCGACAGCCUCCUUCUGGUUUUUUCGAGUCUUGGCCAUGCGAUCCUGUGCCACCAGGAGUUCUUAUUCUGUUAAUGCAUGAAGAUGGUGGUCUGCGUAAAUGGGCAGAGGCACAAGCUAGUCGGGCUACGGUUAUGCCUAUCGCAACCAACGACUUCUCCCGUGUUCACGUCAAAGUCCUCAGUAUUAUGAUGGAGUCACUCAACCCCGCAACGCCGCGGGAAUAUGGAAUCUCAGCCAAUCCUGAUGUACUUUGGGCUGCUUUCAACUCCGCUCUCAAAUAUCUGCCAGACCCGCACUUGACUCCGAUCUACCAACUCGUCCUAGGUCAUUUGCAUGAUACUGGGCCCCAAUUCUCAUAUAUCCUGUCGAGUUUCAAGUUUCUGACAUUUGCUGUUGGACUUCGGUUCUGGAAGGAACAAGGAGCCGAUUAUCCACAAGUCGUUUUUGAUUCCAUCAAAGACAACCCGUCCUUCGAACAGCUAUUGACCCAGAACGAACCUCCGGAACCUCCAAACAUGGAUAAUUCAUCACUAUCGUGGUGUCUAGUGUUCCUAGCUGCUCUCGAUGUGCACCCGUCAAGUGGCGACAUCAUCUCCAAGAUUGCAGACUUUCUGUGCGAAGAGUUACAGCACGAACGCUUCGGAGCUGCAAGGCCAGGAAUCAUGUUCACAGCAAUCAAGAUCUUCACCCGAAUCCUCAGAAACAAGAAAUAUCAACCAGAGGUGUCGAAAGUAUUAGGCAUUCAUGCUGAUGUUAUCCUCGCCGUUGCGUUUUCGGCCUCUCAUAGCACUCCUCCUUGGGCAUCCGCUAGAUCUUUAGCCUGUCGAUUUCUGAAGCUUGUCACCGCCGCCGACGUCGAUCUCCUGCUUGGGGCUGUUGCGACCGCCUUCGCCACUGCCAAGAAGACACAGAAAACUCGCAUACCAUACGAUAAUCCCGAACCGCGGUUAGUUGGUGGACCCCGAAUUUGGAGUGGUUUGUACCGCUCCCUAGCUCCAGGAAAUGAUCAGGGAAUGGCGCUUGUUCUCGAAGUAUUGUCGCGUGCCGCACAUUUAGAUCAUCUUGCCCCACAGUUUUUCCAACUCAAACAAGUAGAUGACCUUGCCAUCAAUCGUUGUCUGAGCGCUUUUUGGGAAGGUUUAAGUGAAGGGCUUUCGCGGUAUAUCCAGAACAGUCGCACGCAGACUCUCGUCGAUUUCCUCCAAGGACCAGGUGUCGCUCAACAUGUCUUCGCCCUUCUUUUUUCGCCCAGAGAAGACGUCCAGCUCAAUGCCGAAAGUCUUGUCGGUCUUGCGUUUGAUGUUGACGGUCGCCAAGACUGUUAUCGCGCGCUUUUCCAGAGGUACCCCGAUGCGGCGUUUGAAGCGCUUCUUGGCGUGUUAAACCGAUUCAACGAGCACGUAGAAGCGGCAAUAGAGGCUUGCAGCCUUGGACGACACAUGGUUUGCUAUUUACAAGAUGUCAUGGAAGUUCUAUUCGCCCGACCAGGAGGAUUAAUGCAUCGUCCUGGUUUCCUACAACCUGUCGACUCCGAAGAUCUCUCUUCCAAACUUCCGGAGCUAUGGCUUUGUCUCAAUCGUGCCCUUUCCCUCCUUUUCAAAUUCGCACCUUCCUGGGCCACGAAAUUCGAUCAUGAAGAUAUGGUCUACUGGAUGCGCGAUGCUCUUUUAUUAGGUCGCGAGGUGUUUUCCCAGUUCCGAACAUUUGAGAGUUUGGCGAACCCCAAAUCGGCGGAGCCAGGUAGUGGCCUCUCGAAGGUUGGGCACAUCCUUGUCAAUGGACUACAGAUUGUGUUGCCUGAGCUGGCUAUCUGGUUGCGUCUCACGGACGAAGAACUCCUCCACCAGAUGUUUGAACUGCUCGCAUUUUUGCUCAAGAUUUUCAGUGAGGCCCAUGUUCGGCCUCAGCCCGCUGCCAUGACAAAAAUGCAGAAGCACAUUGAUGCGGCUAGUGAUAGCACAAGGAGUCGUUUAGAUGCAACCCGACUCUUGCGUCUCGAGAAUGAUCUAGCAGCGUUCACGGAUCCGCCACCUCGGCCGGUCGGCCCCCCCGAAUCUAAACCAGAGAAGCAGCCAAAACCGGAAAAACAGCCCAAACUAGAAAAGUCAAGACCAGAGAAACAGUCAAAACCAACCUUUGCCACAAUCAUUACAAAACCUGUCGCUCCUCGAGACCAGCGCAAGUUCGAAAUUACUUCCGUUUCAGCGCCGGUUACUUCCAAGUCCGCUGGGCAAGCACCAUCUUCGCGACGAGCUUCAGAAGUCCCAUCACGACCAUCCUCUGAAGCUCCGACAGAUGCUUCCACCGCAGCUGGUGAUGACUCCAGCUCGUCGGACGAUGAGGGAGACCCAGACCGACGCGGGGCAUUGGCCGGACUGUCUCAUAUGCAGCGUUCACCGAAAAUCAACAAGAAUCGAAUGAAGCCAACCCGCAAAGUACAGAUGUACGAAGUACCCACAGUUCCCAAUCCAAUCCAAGAUCGAUUAGAACGUCGCGCUGAAGAAGCUCGGAGGAGACAGCGCAUGGCACCGGAUACUUCCACGCUGUCUAAGGCGAUUGUCUCCUGGGACUACAACUUCACGGGGAAAAGUCGACCUUCUGACUUCUCUUUCGAUGUUCUCCCGGUUCCGGCAGACAAAUUUGUCGAUUACGAGCACUACCGUCGCGUGUUUUAUCCCCUUUUGCUAUUGGAGUGCUGGGCGCAGAUCGUACAAGCAAAAGAAGAACCACAAACAUCAUAUCCUUUCAAAAUCUGCAGUCGCGCCUUCCAAGAUGAUUGGGUUAACAUUGAUUUGGUUUAUGAAGGCAGCAUCCAGAAAGAUUGGCGUGUCACUGACCAGGACAUCGUCGUGAUGCAGAAAGCAAACAUUGCUAUCAUGGGCAAAGUUGUAUCGUACAAAGCACCAAUGGGCAAGCCUGUCGAACUUGUUGUCCAAUGUCUAGCACGACUCGACCCUGGUUUGUUGCUCAACACGGUAUGGUCAGUGAAUGUCGUACUCAGCUUGAACACAGCAAUCCGAGAAUAUUCAGCGCUGCUUGGACUGCAAUUCUACGAUGUCUGUCCUGCAAUCUUGCGACCAUCCCUUCCACGAAUCCGUUCUGCAAACCCGCAGACCGUCCAGAAAAUCAUGACUCGCCAUCGCGUGAAUGAGCCGCAAGCUGUGGCCAUUGCAAGUUGUCUUGAGACCCCUGGAUUCUCUCUCAUCCAAGGGCCACCGGGAACAGGCAAAACUAGCACUAUUGUUGCCCUCGUCAAAUCGCACCUUGAGCGACGUGCUCGACGUAUCAUUGCCCCAGGCAAGAACAAGAGUGCCAAACAGGACGGUCCUGAACCACAAAUCCUGAUCUGCGCUCCGUCCAACGCGGCGAUUGACGAAAUCGCCCAACGAAUACGCGACUCGGAUGUCUUCAAAAAUGAGGGUAAAAGCAUUGUUCGGCUUGGGCCCCUUAAAUCUAUGAAUCCGAAUAUCAUAGACGUGUCGUUAGAGAACUUGAUGGAGGAAAAGCUGGAAACCAAUAAGGAUACUGGCCUUGUCGCUGAGAUUGCAUCGCUCAGAGCCGACAUCCAGGCGGUGAAAAAUCAGAGGGCUCAGAAGCUUCAGGAGUUGGACGCCAUCACGGACAAUUCUGCUCGUGCUACUUUGUUGCAAGAUGAGAUUACACGGCUUAACUUUCGACGGACGAACUUUGCCAAAAAGCUGGACGAGUUGAAGGACGAUCGAACCAAGAUGAUGCGUGGCUUGGACUCGAGGCGGCGUAAACUCCGUUUGGAAAUCCUCCAAGGAGCCCAUGUCAUUUGUGCAACACUGAGCACUUCUGGCUCGGAAUACCUCCAAGACUUGGAGAUCGACAUGGUAAUUAUAGACGAAGCUUCGCAAGCGGUAGAAUUGAGCACGUUGAUCCCACUCAAAUACCAACCCAAAUACACCAUUCUCGUAGGGGAUCCUCAACAACUCCCGCCGACCGUUAUAUCUGAUGAGGCACGCAAAUUCCAGUACAACGAGUCCCUUUUCGUUCGCUUGCAGAAAACAUGUUCUAACGCCAUGCACCUGUUGAGCAUCCAAUAUCGAAUGCAUCCCACGAUUUCUCUUCUCCCAAGCACAGUGUUUUACCAGUCGCGGCUCACCGAUGGUCCUGACAUGGAGAGGAAAACCAAGCAGCCCUGGCAUGAACACGCGAAGUUCGGGGUUUACCGUUUCAUGAACAUCAAAUCCAUCGAGGAAAAGGCCGGCCGGUCGCUCAAGAACAUGACUGAGUGCCGAAUUGCAGUUGCCUUGUUCUCCCGCCUUCGCAAGUCAUUUCCGAGCAUCGAUUUUGACGGCAAAGUUGGCGUCAUCUCGAUGUAUCGGCUACAAAUCCUAGAGCUCAGAAAGCAUUUCAUCCAGACAUUCGGGGCUGAUAUUGUGCAAACGGUCGACUUCAACACGGUCGAUGGCUUUCAAGGGCAGGAAAAGAGUAUCAUCAUUCUUUCGUGUGUCCGUGCUGGGCCCUCUCAGGAGACGAUUGGAUUUCUGUCGGACAUGAGGCGAAUGAACGUGGCACUCACCCGGGCGAAAAGCUCGCUCUUCAUUCUCGGAAAUGCUCCCACUCUUUCCCGAAGCAAUGAUACUUGGAAGCACAUCAUCGACGAUGCUCAGUCGAGAAAUGCGUUGAUCGAUGUGGAUUCUUCUUACUUCACCGCCCCUGAUCCCAUGGUCACUCGCACACCCUCUUCUUCCUCUCCAACGAAAAUUAAACCGCCUCCCGUCCAACCUGCUGUGCCAACAAAUUUAGUCACCCCACGUGAUCUAAAGAACAGUCUUGAUCGUCGCACUUCGGUCUCCUCCCAGCCUGUUGCCUCAUCUUCCAAAAUUCUCCCAACUGCUACGGAAGCUGUGACACGGAAACGAAAAACAGAGAACGAAGAAGACGGUCCCGCACCCAAGAAACCUGCUCUUCAAGGGCCGCCAUUGACAAGCUCACUCGCCACUGGGACAGCGUCUGCCCAUCAGCCAGUCGACAGUGGGUUGAAGCGUCGUAUAGAGACACAAGAUGGCCCACCAACGAAGAAACAGAAUGUGAAGCCACGUCCUCCACGCACCAAGGAUCCAGCAGCAAGCCUGUUUAUUCCCAAGAAGAAGGCCAAAUAG
Mycena indigotica is the source of this 5634-nucleotide messenger RNA. RefSeq lists its product as uncharacterized. Gene Ontology annotation, molecular function: transcription termination site sequence-specific DNA binding; helicase activity; ATP hydrolysis activity. The record is from RefSeq and is a predicted model, not a curated record. The transcript is spliced from 9 exons. The coding region runs from base 1 to 5634 and encodes 1877 amino acids. Gene Ontology annotation, biological process: termination of RNA polymerase II transcription. Gene Ontology annotation, cellular component: nuclear body. Lineage: Eukaryota; Fungi; Basidiomycota; Agaricomycetes; Agaricales; Mycenaceae.